Ictidomys tridecemlineatus (thirteen-lined ground squirrel) is the source of this 2452-nucleotide messenger RNA. It is a transcript of the gene Krr1, whose product is annotated as KRR1 small subunit processome component. The record is from RefSeq and is a predicted model, not a curated record. Gene Ontology annotation, molecular function: RNA binding. NCBI's taxonomy places the organism in Eukaryota, Metazoa, Chordata, Mammalia, Rodentia, Sciuridae. Gene Ontology annotation, cellular component: small-subunit processome; nucleolus.
UGUGCAGUUAUUUUAGCCGGUAGGAUUUAAGAACAGCUUCAUUUCCGGUACCACCGGAAGCAAUUGGAAAAUGGCGUCUUCUUUGCCGAUCGGUCCCGUUCCAGCAGCUGGGAAAAGUGAAUUUCGCAACCAGAAGUCAAAGCCGGAGAGCAAAGAUGAAUCGGAGCUCCUCACUGUUCCUGAUGGUUGGAAGGAGCCAGCUUUUUCUAAAGAGGACAAUCCGAGGGGACUCUUGGAAGAGAGCAGUUUUGCAACUUUGUUUCCCAAAUAUAGAGAGGCUUACUUGAAAGAGUGUUGGCCUUUGGUGCAGAAAGCCUUGAAUGAACAUCAUGUUAAAGCAACCCUGGACCUGAUCGAGGGCAGUAUGACUGUUUGUACUACAAAGAAGACUUUUGACCCAUAUAUCAUCAUUAGGGCCAGAGACCUAAUAAAACUGUUGGCAAGGAGUGUUUCAUUUGAACAGGCAGUACGAAUUCUUCAGGAUGAUAUCGCGUGUGAUAUCAUUAAAAUAGGUUCCUUAGUAAGAAAUAAGGAAAGAUUUGUAAAAAGAAGACAACGGCUUAUUGGUCCAAAAGGAUCUACAUUAAAGGCAUUGGAACUCCUAACAAACUGUUACAUUAUGGUUCAGGGAAAUACAGUUUCAGCCAUUGGACCUUUUAGUGGCUUAAAAGAGGUUCGAAAAGUAGUUCUAGAUACUAUGAAGAAUAUUCAUCCCAUUUAUAACAUUAAAACCUUAAUGAUUAAACGGGAAUUGGCAAAAGAUUCUGAAUUACGAUCACAAAGUUGGGAAAGAUUCUUGCCACACUUCAAACACAAAAAUGUGAAUAAGCGCAAGGAACCGAAGAAGAAAACUGUUAAGAAAGCAUACACGCCAUUUCCACCACCACAGCCAGAAAGUCAGAUUGAUAAAGAAUUGGCUAGUGGUGAAUACUUUUUGAAAGCGAAUCAAAAGAAGCGACAAAAAAUGGAAGCAAUCAAGGCUAAACAAGCAGAAGCUCUCAGUAAGAGACAAGAGGAAAGAAACAAAGCAUUUAUUCCACCUAAAGAAAAAACAGUUGUGAAACCUAAGGAAGCAUCUACUGAAACUAAAAUUGAUGUGGCUGCCAUCAAGGAGAAGGUUAAGAAAGCAAAGAACAAGAAACUGGGAGCUCUUACAGCUGAAGAAGUUAAGCUUAAGGUGGAAGCAGAUGAAAAGAAAAAGAAGAAAAAAAAGUAACAUUAAAAAAAUAACCAAAACCCCCUAAACUAGAAUUUAUAAAACUAUCUCCUUUUGUAAAGGAUUUUGAGAUAUUAGGACAUUAGUUGUCCUAUGUGUGAGAAAUAAUAUUUCUGAGUUUCAUAUAAUAAUAUUCUUUAUAAAUAUAUUCUUGUGUAUUUUGAAAAAUUUUGUGCUAGAAAGUGCUAUGUGUACAUUGUACUUAAUCAGGCAGGUUUUGCCUAAGCAUGAGUUUAGGAGUAACUUUUAGGUUUUUUUUUUAUAUAUACAUUUUUGGAACGUGACUAUUGUAGUUUUUCAUUAAAUCCAAAGUCUGAUGUCAUUGGUUAGUUUUUAAACAUAAUCAUGUCCCAGCAUUUGGUUUUGAGGAAAAUAAAUGCCAGUUUUUCAGUGCAUUCUCUCUCCCUGAUUAUCCCUUUUUACAAUUUUGUUUUAUUUUAAGAGUAAACAGCUCAUAAGCAGAAAAUCAAGGCCUCUGAAAUCAAACACUUCAGUUAUCAAGUCGGAGGAAGUGUUAAACCAGAAAGAUACCAAAUUGCAAGAGAACAGGGAAACCAGGUAUAUUGAGCUAAAGCAGCAUGUAAGAAGCACCAAUCACUGGAGUUAACUUAGAAUCACAUAAGUCUAGCUCAUUAAUUUUAUAGAUUUGGAAGCUAAACUAAAGCACAGGAACUAGAUUACAUAUGGAAAGCCCAGUGGUGGCAACCUGAAAACAAUGCUUAUUCAUAAAAAAGUGCAAAGUAAAGAUGAGUUUAUUCUAUAAUUAGGAAGUUGAGCCAUUUUUAUUUUGAGCAAGUCUUUACUGCAGCAGUGUAUUUUUUAAAAAUAAUGUUUUAAAGUGGAAAUUAGAAAUACACCCAAUUUUUACUUUUUUAAAAAAGCCAUAUUUAUAAAUCUCUCCCUCCCCCCCAGACUGCAUUAGUCUAAAAGACUUAAAUUAGGGUAUUUUUUCUUUAUCCAAAUGGUAAUUAUAACAGACAUUAUUAGAAUUAUUGAAUUAGCAAUAAGAAAGAGAGAUGUGUAUCUGUUUCGUAAAAAUAUGGGCCAGGCUGGAUCCACAAGAGAGUAGUAACCUGUGAAAUAAACAUAGAAAGUCCUCUAAGACAUUGUUUCUCAUAAUGGAAUGACAUAAAUUACAUAGUGCUUAAUGAAACAAUUUAGGAUGUGUAUACAUACGUGUGACCUUGUCUCUCUUUGGAUUAACUGUGAAGUCAGGGAGAAUUAAAAAAAAAAAAA